Molecule: messenger RNA, 2077 nt
Organism: Ceratosolen solmsi marchali
Lineage: Eukaryota; Metazoa; Arthropoda; Insecta; Hymenoptera; Agaonidae
Gene: 26-29-p
Product: C1 family peptidase 26-29-p
Exons: 12
Coding region: 352-2007 (551 amino acids)
Biological process (GO): proteolysis
Molecular function (GO): cysteine-type peptidase activity
Source: RefSeq, a predicted model, not a curated record
CUGACGUAAAUACGCACAUGCCUGUGUUUAUAGGAGGGCGCGAGUGCACACAUACAUGACUUGUAUUUAGAGAUCCAUACUAAAUGUCAACUGUUGCUAUAAUAUAUCAAUACAGACUAUUUUUGAAUAAUAAUCCCAAAUGAAACUUAGUGUAUUAUGAUUCUUCAUGCCGUCGUUGUUUUGAUUUGACCAUACUCUUCCUUCCUCCUUUUUAUCGACUCUAGUAACAAAUCGAACUGAGUAUUAUAGCCUGACUACACCGACGCUAACUGUAGCAUAAGAAAAUACGAUUCACAGUAGUUUGGUCCAUUGACGGCUAAACUCUAUCAAGUCAAUAGAAAUUGAAUAAAAAUGAUUCCUCUUACCAUCAACUGUAUUUUCCUGCUAUACGGCGUUUGUUCUGCAAGUCCAGUAAGAACACCAUCAUUUAAUAAUGCUUAUACUGCAAAAGGUACUUUAUACAUACCUUAUGCUGAAAUUCGAGAACCAUUUUAUGCAUGGUUUGAUGAUCAAACAGGCAAUAGUAGAAUAGAUUAUUAUGGAGGUAUGGUCAAAACUUAUCAACUAUCAAGUGAAGGGCCUUACGGAACUAGCAUUAAAGUAGCUCCCGUUACAACUGAAAGUGAUGUAAAUAAACAAACAUGUCUACAAGUAAAUGGAACAGGUGAAAUGAAAAUUAGACCACAAACUAUUAUACCGGAUACUAAUGGAAUGGAAUGUAUUGGAGAAGAAAUGAUCAAUGGUUUAAACUGUGAAAAAUGGCGCCUUGUUGAAACUAUAGAAGAAAAAACAAAUAAAUAUACCUUAUGGAUUCGUUAUAAGAAAUCAACGUCGAUACCUCAAGUAAAAGUACCAAUUCCUGUAAGGUAUGAAAUGCGUGGCUUUAACACACUUUUAGGAUCUCAUUAUGAUCAUUAUUAUUUAGAGUAUGAUUGGUAUUCUUUUGAAACACCCAGUUCUGAAGUUUUUCAAGUAGAGCAAAAUUCAAGCUGCAUAAGUUUCCCUGGGCCAGGUGAUCAAUACGUAUAUAGUUUUAAUCCAAUGCAAGAAUUUAUUCAUAAUUAUCAAGAUCAUGUAGACGCUGCAUUCAAUAAUUUUAAAAAUGCUUAUAAGAAGAAUUAUGGUCAUGAUUUAGAACAUAGGAAACGUAAAGAACAUUUUAGACACAAUCUUAGGUAUAUUCAUUCAAUGAAUCGUGCCAAUUUAGGAUUCCAAUUGGAUGUUAACCAUUUGGCAGACCGUACAGAUUCCGAAAUAAAAGUUUUGCGUGGAAAACAAUAUACAAAACAUGGAUAUAACGGAGGCUUACCAUUCCCUUAUGAAAUUGAGAAAGAAAAGAAUAAUUUACCUGAAAAUUUCGAUUGGAGACUGUAUGGUGCUGUAACACCAGUAAAAGAUCAAUCUGUAUGUGGUUCUUGUUGGAGUUUUGGUACAACUGGUGCAGUUGAAGGUGCUUAUUAUAUGAAAUAUAAAAAAUUAGUGAGACUUUCACAACAGGCUCUUAUUGAUUGUUCUUGGGGUUUUGGAAAUAAUGGCUGUGAUGGAGGCGAAGACUUCCGUUCCUACCAAUGGAUUAUGAAACAUGGAGGUUUACCAACGGAAGAAGAAUAUGGUGGUUAUCUUGGACAGGAUGGAUAUUGCCACAUCAGUAAUGUUACCCAAAUUGCAAAACUAAAAGGAUUUGUCAAUGUUAAACCUGCAGAUAUAAAUGCACUGAAACUUGCUAUUUUUAAGCAUGGACCCAUAUCAGUAGCUAUAGAUGCUUCUCACAAGACAUUUUCGUUUUAUUCAAAUGGUGUAUAUUAUGAACCUUCAUGUGGUAACACGGAGCAAGCACUUGAUCACGCAGUUUUAGCUGUAGGUUACGGUACCAUAAAUGGUAACGGCUAUUGGCUAAUAAAGAAUUCAUGGUCCAAUUACUGGGGUAAUGAUGGAUACAUACUAAUGGCUCAGAAAAAUAAUAAUUGCGGAGUUUUAACCGCACCAACAUAUGCAAUUGCAGCAUAAUACUCUAUAGCUUUAAAGUAAUGUUUAUCUUAAAGCAACAAUGGUACCAGAUUAAAAAUUAAAAUAAUAA